Molecule: messenger RNA, 570 nt
Organism: Capronia epimyces CBS 606.96
Lineage: Eukaryota; Fungi; Ascomycota; Eurotiomycetes; Chaetothyriales; Herpotrichiellaceae
Exons: 1
Coding region: 1-570 (189 amino acids)
Source: RefSeq, a predicted model, not a curated record
AUGGCUCCGACCAAGAAGAAGAGAAGUCGUCACAAGUGUCCUAGUCCUCUGCCUCUAAAGACUGUCGACUGCUCCCGUUGUGGAGCGCCCAUCAUCAUUCCCAAGCAGUGCAAGCACGGCAAGAAAUUGAUCAACUGUCAAGGCACCGAUUGCUGUACGGCUCACGUCACGGACCACAACAAUCAAUGCCAUUCUCAGAUCACCAAUCCAAGAGUUGAAGACACCUCUGAGGAGACCAAAACACAUGACAAAGAGCACAAACAGCGGAAACUCUUGAGCCUCCUCGUGAUGCAAGAGAUCAAAAAUGUGGAAAGAAUGAGAGGCAAAGAGAUGAGGUAUCUGAAUGGGGUUCCCAAGGCCGAGUUUCUCCGAAAUCUGAAGACAAUGGAUCUGGAGCAGGCAAGAGUGGUGGCUCAGAAGUUAAAGGAGGUUGGAGAGGGUAUCAUCGAUUUGGAUACGGCCAUGUAUGACGAUGAAGAUUCUGGUUCUGAUAAUGACCCAUGCCAGACACCGCCCGAAGAAAAUGAAGCCUGGGGGAAUCCUGGGGAAGAUGAUGCACGGUGCUGGUGA